Haliotis rufescens (red abalone) is the source of this 5859-nucleotide messenger RNA. RefSeq names its product coiled-coil domain-containing protein 157-like. The record is from RefSeq and is a predicted model, not a curated record. Bases 154 to 2601 code for a protein of 815 amino acids. NCBI's taxonomy places the organism in Eukaryota, Metazoa, Mollusca, Gastropoda, Lepetellida, Haliotidae. The transcript has 11 exons.
UUGACUCGAAGGAAGUGACGUCAUGUAAACAACAUGGCGUUUUCCGAGGGAACAUUCCAAAUAUGUGCUAGAUUUUCAGUGGUUUUCUGAUAAGUACCUUAUAUUCAUGUCAAUUUCAAUCUGGUUGGUCCCUCCUGAUUGUAAUCCCUAACCAUGGCUUACUUGUUGGGAAGCAAGGCCUGUAUGGAAAGUCUUCGAAAUGAUGUUCAAGACUUGCAAUGGGCAAUUAAUGAUGUCUUUUCACGGACUGGACCAGUCUCCUCUCCAUCAUGGAAAUUCCCCGACAAAAAGUCAUGGGAUCUUGACAUUGAUGAAUUACUUGAAAUGUACGACUAUUCUGAAGAUGAAGAAGAGAGGCAGGUGGCACACAUUGCACUGUAUGAACUAGUGAUUGACAGGAUGGUGUUGUUGAUGCAGUCCAUGGGCAAAUACACCGAGCAGCUGAUGGCCAGUGUCAAGACAGGGGGAGACAACUCCUCCACCUCUAGUAGCUCUGUUGGCCUGGUUGUGAAGAAGUACUGGAAUAGACUGAUACAGCUUCACACAGUUGUACAGCAGACACAAUCCGAGAAUAAAUCAAAAAGUCGAAAAUUUUCUGAUUUGGAGAACACAGUCAGUAAACUAACCGAUGAGUUAGGUCAGCUCCACAAUGGAAAUGGGACAUCUUACCAGAGAGGACUCACUCCUCCGAAGACACUAGGAUUUGGGGGACUAAUCCCCCCGAACAACGCAGAGCUCGGUGUCACGAGAGGGGAGUCUGUGACCUCAAGCGAGGGGGAGAUUUCCAAGGAUGCUUGUAAUAAAUCAUCGCAAACAAUUGAGACGGUAUUUGUACCUUGUGAAUCAUGCCAUGCAGUUCAGAAGUGUUUCCGGGAAGCUGGCGAGGUCGUCAUCAAUACGUGUCAGUCUCAAAAUAUGCCGUCGUCAUUAAAGAAAUUUCGUGGUCAAGUGGUGGAUGUUGAAUGGUUGAGUUCCAAUGACGUGAAACGAUGGACAGCGGAGCAGAACAAAGACAUUGCCCGCAUAAGUAAACACGUCGAACAGCUUGCUGCAACAAUUGGUCCACUGCAAGAAGAUGUGGCAGGGUAUUUAAAAGAAAAGAGAAAAAUGACCGAAAAAGUGUCUAAGGCAGAAAAGGAUUUGAAGGUGGAGCGUGAGACACAGUCUGCAGUUCGGCACCAGUUUGAGGUGAAGGUCACAGAGUUGGAGAGGCAGCAUGCGGAGAUGCUGAAUCAUGUGACCCAGGAGAAGGAGGAGCUGAAGCAGUCUCGGUCAGCGCUGGAGGCGAUGUUGGCGCAGCUGAAGGAGGAGCUGAGAGAGCAGCAACAGCAGUUGCAACAGCUGGAAAAUACAAAACAAGACCUUCAAAGUGAGGUAGAUCAAAACAAGGCGACAUCCAGGGAAGUAACCUCACUAGAGUCAGAGGUCGGCACCUUGAGGACACAGCUGUCGGACAUCAAUGAGAAACUGGAGAAGACCCACCAGGACCUCGGCAAGGAACAAGCCAAGAACAGGAGUGUGGCUAAACAUGGCCAGUCCCUUCAGGGCAAGCAAGACGCCCUGCUGCAGAGAGUGGGUGACCUGGACCAGGAGAACCAGGACCUGAGGGACCAGGCGUCGCUGCUGGAGGAAGAGAAGGAAGCCAUUGAGGAGUCACUCACGGUUGCCAAGACAGAAGCUCAACAACUGGAACACAAGAUCAAGGAGAAAGAGGUCGUUAUAGAGAGCCUGAACACGGAGAAGACAAGUCUGAAGAAGAGCAUAGCUAAUACGGAAGGCAGGAUAGAGAGACUGGAGAAGUCCCUGGAGGAAGCCAGGGAGAGAGAGAGGAUGAUAAUAGAGUACCCUGACCUCAAUGGCCCAGUCAACCCAGACUAUCAGGGUACAGGUGAUAUCGUGACAGACAUGCAGAACCAAGUGAAGGCCAACUCAGUGAGGAUCCAGGUGCUGGAAGACCAGAACGAGGGACUCCGGAACUCCAUCACUAAAGUCCUCACCAUGACACAGGGCAGGGAGCCUCCAGCUAAACACCAGCAGAUGUCUGGGCCUGCUCCGCUGUGGAAGACGGAAUCCCCGAGUCAGUACAGAGAAGACGUGUCCCACGCGGACAACGCCAGAUAUUAUCAAGAGAAUCAGAACAAUAACAGUUCCACCAAAUCUGUGACUCCUGAAAAAACUCCACCCAAGACUGCAAUCAUACCCAAAGAACAGACGUUCGUCUUUGACCACAACAAGACUAAAACAGAAGGAGAGUUUCUGGUGACAAAGUCAUCUCGGCCCAGUAGUGCCAGUAGACAGAAGGAUAGCACAAAACAAGGGAGACCACCCAGUGGCAAAGGUAACCCAGGCAGAGUUAUGGCCCCUGUCAAUGCAACCAGCAUCAGUGCAUACAUCCAGAUGAAGAAGAGUGGGUACCAAAGCAACCAAGGCGUUGGGGCUGCUGUGCGGCCGCCACCUUCUGGCAAAGCUAGAAGCCAAUCAGGGACAGAUAACUCCGGCUAUGUCCGCCCAGACAUGUUUGUGUGUGCGGAGUGUGACAAGAUGUACAGCAAGCAGAGAGAUUUGGAAAUACACAAGAGUUACUGCACUGGGGGCCACUAGCUAACGGGGGUCAGCAUUAGUUGUUUUUUUUAAUUUUAAGAAAAUAGACCUUUUUUUAAAUUGCUGCAUUGUGAAAGUAGUGCUUUGAGACCCUUUUGAAAAUCACUUAUGUGAUAAUUAUUUUUUUGCAGGGCUCCAUUCAGAAUUACAGGACUAACUAGUUUUAGGAUUAGUGUUUUUAAUUAAAACAAAUUAACUCUUUCUUCAACAUGUUCGAACAAUUGCUUCAUUAUGAAAAUAGUGCUUUGAGACUUUCUUAAUCUUAUAAAAAUCACCUCAUGGGUUAAUUAUAUUUACCUGGGCAUCAUUAAGCAUUACACACAUAAAUAUUUAACAUGUUUUUUUGUUUUUUUGUUCAUUGUAAAUAUUAUACUUACCUGACUACGUUAUUCUAUUUAGUUAUAAUGACAAGUAAUCCGUUGUUAAUUAGAAGGUAUGUGUUUUGAAUAUGAUCUCAAGACUGCUACUUAUGUAUUAGGAGGUAUGGAGCACUUCUCAAUAUUGUCCUUCACCCUGUUCAUUAACACUGCCCUCCACAGAAGUCUUAGAGUUGAGUUGUCUUAGCCAGAUAACACGGACAUUCCUUCUAGGUGCUACACUGGAACACAGGUCUGUUGAUGUUUGUUGCUUGGAAUGUUUUUUUGUGACUGAAAGUAGUUUAAUUUAAUGAUAUUUUUAUGUGUUGAUAGUCUAUGACCUAGUUUGCAUACAGAGAAUCUCUUACUCGUCGUAAAAAGUAUAAACUACUCGCCAAGCCUGAGAGGUUUGAAUAUUUAUCGACUCAUGUUGAUAUAUUUUAUAUCAAACAAUCUCAUGAAAAUCAAAACUUAGUUCUCACUACUGUUCAAUAAAGAUCUGAGGACAUCCCAUUGCAUGUCAGGUCAGAAUGACCUUUCAUCUGACCUGUCAAAACAUCGCUCACCAGAUUAGGAAAGUGACAGUCGGAAUGUGGUUUCUAAUCAUACAACCUCUAAAAGUUUAACAUGGCAUAUUCCAAACAACUACGGGCUUCACAAUUGAAUCCGUCAAAAACAUUGUCUGUCAGUGUAGUCUCCAUUUCGAAACUAGUGCCGUAUAGCUCGAGAAAGCUGCUUUCUGAUUGGCUUAUGUGAACUUCUUGUGAGUCUUUUCAUUGGUCAGUCAAAGUUUGCGAAAGGUCGUUCUGACAACCCAUAAUGGGAUGUCCUCAAAUCUUUGUUUAGAGGUAACGAGAGCUAAGAUCUGAUUUUAAUGAGACUGUAUAUCAAAAGACAUGAAGGUGAGAUUCUAUUUAUCCUCUAAAAUCAUUCUUGUUCAGUUUCUAACAGUAAUAACCAGUGUCUUGAGUGUAAAUAGUACAGCUAACCAGCUUCAGUGGCAGAGCGAUUAUUGAUAUCAUUUGGUUGUGAUGUCAUGGUAACCGAUGAUGUCACAAUGGUCUGUAACACAUUGUGAUGCAGUUUCAUUGUAGUGAUACCUCCUAGGAUCUGUACUGAUCUCACCCAUACAUAUCUCCUGUGGAAGCCGGUUUAGGAUGUUAUAUUCUAAUUUACAGUUUACUCUAUCACUGAUAGCGAUAUCCUGUAAUAUAGUUCUCACACUGGUUGUGACAGUGUAUCUCGGAGCUGCUAAUGUUUGUAUUACAAGCCUGUAUUUGUGAAUACCCACACAUAUCUGCACCUGGGCCCACUUGCACAAAGUGAUCUUAGCUCUAAGACGAUCGUAAGCCUAUGUUAGGGUGUGGGAGUUACGAUCAUCUUAGCACUAAGAUCGCUUUGUGCAAGUUGGCCCUGAAGUCGAGGCUUUGUCAAUACUUCACGGGUCUGUAUACACAACAUUCCUCCAUCACCCGCCAAUACAUUUUGCCUAUUUUUGGUGUAGUCGUUAUCUUUUACGAACUAAUUAAGUGAUGACCUGGUUUCAGACAUAGGAAAACCAGCGAGUAUUUGACUCGAUUAUUUUCAGACCCCGUCAUAUAGCUGGCAUGUUGGUGAGUGCAGCGUUAAACAACAAACAAACAAACAAACACUGGCCACAGCCUAGUGGACAUUUACUCUUCACCUUGAUUUAACAUCCUGCAUCACUUCGGUCUUUCCUCCUACAUUAUGCUGACAUGCCGUGAUAUGACUGGAAUACUGUUAAAGCAGCGUUAAACCCAACUCACUCACUCACUCACUCACUCACUCACUCACUCACUCACUCACUCACUCACUCACUCAUAAGUCAUGUGACAGAAUGAUGGUCUAUAGUACCAGUGGGAAACUGCCUUAUUGAAUAAACUGUGAUAUUCCAGGAUACAACCUGUCUCUAACAUUCCCACAGAUGUCACUUUGGAUACUUCCAGUGUUUUUACACAAACACCAGGUUUCUCCGUCACCGAGUAUUGAUGAAGUAUUGACGAUCCCCCAGUAUCGAUGAAGUAUUGACGAUCACCUGUAUCAAUGAAGUAUUGACGAUCACCCAGUAUCGAUGAAGUAUUGACGAUCACCCAGUAUCGAUGAAGUAUUGACGAUCACCCAAUAUUGAUGACGUAUUGACGAUCACAGAUUUAUGGCACCCUAGAUUUACAAAGAAAUCCAGUUAAAUACCUUAUAAUUGUCUUGAAGUGAGCAUGGUGUUGUUCAGACAAGGAUUUACCAACACAAGAAAGAAUGGUAUUAUUGUGUGAGAUGUACGAACACAGCGCUCUCGUACCUGUUAGACAUAUAUUAGUCAUAUUUUCGUUUUUCUUUGUGUACGACAAAUAUGCAGUGUGUUGCCAUUAUUUGAAAAUUUGGGAGUCCAACAAUCACAGUAUCCAUACAUCACUUGCCGUAAGAGCUGACUAACGGGAUCUGGUGGUCAAGCUCGCUGACUUAGUUGAUGCAUGUCAUCAUAUCCCAAUUGCGUGGAUCGAUGCUCAUGAUGUCAAUCACUGGAUUGUCUGGUCCAGACUCGAUUAUUUACAUUCCGCCGUCAUGUAGCUGGAAUAUUUCUGAGUGCGGCGUUAAACAACAAACAACAACAUUAAAACCAGAUAGUGAGAUUGAUCUGUCCAUGUUUGAAAUAUUGAACAGAAUCCAUGUUUCUAAACAUUUGAUCACAGCAUGUAUAUAAUAAAUUGUUUUUAUUUAUUGAUAGACCAAUCUUUAAUGUAGGUGAUCUCCGUGUAGUGUUAUUUUAUGAACCGUCCAAUUGUGUCUUAUACUAUGUGUCUUAAAAUUAAGAUGUUCACCUAAUAGUGUUAUUUAGGUGCUUUAUUUAUUUACCCAAAAGAAUAAAUAUGUACACAAACGUUAA